AAUUGUCAGCACGGGAUCUGAGACUUCCAAAAAAUGAAGCCGGCGACAGGACUUUGGGUCUGGGUGAGCCUUCUCGUGGCGGCGGGGAGCGUCCAGCCCAGCGAUUCUCAGUCAGUGUGUGCAGGAACGGAGAAUAAACUGAGCUCUCUCUCUGACCUGGAACAGCAGUACCGAGCCUUGCGCAAGUACUAUGAAAACUGUGAGGUUGUCAUGGGCAACCUGGAGAUAACCAGCAUUGAGCACAACCGAGACCUCUCCUUCCUGCGGUCUGUUCGAGAAGUCACAGGCUACGUGUUAGUGGCUCUUAAUCAGUUUCGUUACCUGCCUCUGGAGAAUUUACGCAUUAUUCGUGGAACGAAACUUUAUGAGGAUCGAUAUGCCUUGGCAAUAUUUUUAAACUACAGAAAAGAUGGAAACUUUGGACUUCAAGAACUUGGAUUGAAGAACUUGACAGAAAUCCUAAAUGGUGGAGUCUAUGUAGACCAGAACAAAUUCCUUUGUUAUGCGGACACCAUUCAUUGGCAAGAUAUUGUUCGGAACCCAUGGCCUUCCAACUUGACUCUUGUGUCAACAAAUGGUAGUUCAGGAUGUGGACGUUGCCAUAAGUCCUGUACUGGCCGUUGCUGGGGACCCACGGAAAAUCAUUGCCAGACUUUGACAAGGACGGUGUGUGCAGAACAAUGUGACGGCAGAUGCUACGGGCCUUACGUCAGUGACUGCUGCCAUCGAGAAUGUGCUGGAGGCUGCUCAGGACCUAAGGACACAGACUGCUUUGCCUGCAUGAAUUUCAAUGACAGUGGAGCGUGUGUUACUCAGUGUCCCCAAACCUUUGUCUACAAUCCAACCACUUUUCAACUGGAGCACAAUUUCAAUGCAAAGUACACAUAUGGAGCAUUCUGUGUCAAGAAAUGUCCACAUAACUUUGUGGUAGAUUCCAGUUCUUGUGUGCGUGCCUGCCCUAGUUCCAAGAUGGAAGUAGAAGAAAAUGGGAUUAAAAUGUGUAAACCUUGCACUGACAUUUGCCCAAAAGCUUGUGAUGGCAUUGGCACAGGAUCAUUGAUGUCAGCUCAGACUGUGGAUUCCAGUAACAUUGACAAAUUCAUAAACUGUACCAAGAUCAAUGGGAAUUUGAUCUUUCUAGUCACUGGUAUUCACGGGGACCCUUACAAUGCAAUUGAAGCCAUAGACCCAGAGAAACUGAAUGUCUUUCGGACAGUCAGAGAGAUAACAGGUUUCCUGAACAUACAGUCAUGGCCGCCAAACAUGACUGAUUUUAGUGUUUUUUCUAACCUAGUGACCAUUGGUGGAAGAGUACUCUAUAGUGGCCUCUCCUUGCUUAUCCUCAAGCAACAGGGCAUCACCUCUCUACAGUUCCAGUCCCUGAAGGAAAUCAGCGCAGGAAACAUCUAUAUCACUGACAACAGCAACUUGUGCUAUUAUCAUACCAUUAACUGGACAACACUCUUCAGCACAAUCAACCAAAGAAUAGUAAUCCGGGACAAUAGAAAAGCUGAAAACUGUACUGCUGAAGGAAUGGUGUGCAACCAUCUGUGUUCCAGUGACGGCUGUUGGGGACCUGGGCCAGACCAAUGUCUGUCGUGUCGCCGCUUCAGUAGAGGAAGGAUCUGCAUAGAGUCUUGUAACCUCUAUGAUGGUGAAUUUCGGGAGUUUGAGAACGGCUCCAUCUGUGUGGAGUGUGACCCUCAGUGUGAGAAGAUGGAAGAUGGUCUCCUCACAUGUCAUGGACCGGGUCCUGACAACUGUACAAAGUGCUCUCAUUUUAAAGAUGGCCCAAACUGUGUGGAAAAAUGUCCAGAUGGCUUACAGGGGGCAAACAGUUUCAUUUUCAAGUAUGCUGAUCCAGAUCGGGAGUGUCAUCCAUGCCAUCCAAACUGCACCCAAGGGUGUAAUGGUCCCACUAGUCAUGACUGCAUUUACUACCCAUGGACGGGCCAUUCCACUUUACCACAACAUGCUAGAACUCCCCUGAUUGCGGCUGGAGUAAUUGGUGGGCUCUUCAUUCUGGUCAUUGUUGGUCUGACAUUUGCUGUUUAUGUUAGAAGGAAGAGCAUCAAAAAGAAAAGAGCCUUGAGAAGAUUCUUGGAAACAGAGUUGGUGGAACCUUUAACUCCCAGUGGCACAGCACCCAAUCAAGCUCAACUUCGUAUUUUGAAAGAAACUGAGUUGAAGAGGGUAAAAGUCCUUGGCUCAGGUGCUUUUGGAACAGUUUAUAAAGGCAUUUGGGUACCUGAAGGAGAAACUGUGAAGAUUCCUGUGGCUAUUAAGAUUCUUAAUGAGACAACUGGUCCCAAGGCAAAUGUGGAGUUCAUGGAUGAAGCUCUGAUCAUGGCAAGUAUGGAUCAUCCACACCUAGUCCGGUUGCUGGGUGUGUGUCUGAGCCCAACCAUCCAGCUGGUUACUCAACUUAUGCCCCAUGGCUGCCUGUUGGAGUAUGUCCACGAGCACAAGGAUAACAUUGGAUCACAACUGCUGCUUAACUGGUGUGUCCAGAUAGCUAAGGGAAUGAUGUACCUGGAAGAAAGACGGCUCGUUCAUCGGGAUUUGGCAGCCCGUAAUGUCUUAGUGAAAUCUCCAAACCAUGUGAAAAUUACAGAUUUUGGACUAGCCAGACUCUUGGAAGGAGAUGAAAAAGAAUACAAUGCUGAUGGAGGAAAGAUGCCAAUUAAAUGGAUGGCUCUGGAGUGUAUACAUUACAGGAAAUUCACCCAUCAGAGUGACGUUUGGAGCUAUGGAGUUACUAUAUGGGAACUGAUGACCUUUGGAGGAAAACCCUAUGAUGGAAUUCCAACGCGAGAAAUCCCUGAUUUAUUAGAGAAAGGAGAACGUUUGCCUCAGCCUCCCAUCUGCACAAUCGACGUUUACAUGGUCAUGGUCAAAUGUUGGAUGAUUGAUGCUGACAGUAGACCUAAAUUUAAGGAACUGGCUGCUGAGUUUUCAAGGAUGGCUCGAGACCCUCAAAGAUACCUAGUUAUUCAGGGUGAUGAUCGUAUGAAGCUUCCCAGUCCAAAUGACAGCAAGUUCUUUCAGAAUCUCUUGGAUGAAGAGGAUUUGGAAGAUAUGAUGGAUGCUGAGGAGUACUUGGUCCCUCAGGCUUUCAACAUCCCACCUCCCAUCUAUACUUCCAGAGCAAGAAUUGACUCGAAUAGGAGUGAAAUUGGACACAGCCCUCCUCCUGCCUACACCCCCAUGUCAGGAAAUCAGUUUGUAUACCGAGAUGGAGGUUUUGCUGCAGAACAAGGAGUGUCUGUGCCCUACAGAGCCCCAACAAGCACAAUUCCAGAAGCUCCUGUUGCACAGGGUGCUACAGCUGAGAUUUUUGAUGACUCCUGCUGUAAUGGCACCCUACGCAAGCCAGUGGCACCCCAUGUCCAAGAAGACAGUAGCACCCAGAGGUACAGCGCUGACCCCACCGUGUUUGCCCCAGAACGGAGCCCACGAGGAGAGCUGGAUGAGGAAGGUUACAUGACUCCUAUGCGAGACAAACCCAAACAAGAAUACCUGAAUCCAGUGGAGGAGAACCCUUUUGUUUCUCGGAGAAAAAAUGGAGACCUUCAAGCAUUGGAUAAUCCCGAAUAUCACAGUGCAUCCAAUGGUCCACCCAAGGCCGAGGAUGAGUACGUGAAUGAGCCGCUGUACCUCAACACCUUUGCCAACGCCUUGGGAAAAGCUGAGUACCUGAAGAACAAUGUACUGUCUGUGCCAGAGAAGGCCAAGAAAGCGUUUGACAACCCUGACUACUGGAACCACAGCCUGCCACCUCGGAGCACCCUUCAGCACCCAGACUACCUGCAGGAGUACAGCACAAAAUAUUUUUAUAAACAGAAUGGGCGGAUCCGGCCUAUUGUGGCAGAGAAUCCGGAAUACCUCUCUGAGUUCUCCCUGAAGCCAGGCACUGUGCUGCCGCCUCCACCUUACAGACACCGGAAUACUGUGGUGUAAGCUCAGUUGUGGUUUUUAGGUGGAGAGACACACCCGCUCCAAUUUCCCGACCCCCUGUCUUUCUCUGGUGGUCUUCCUUCUACCCCAAGGCCAGUAGUUUUGACACUUCCCAGUGGAAGAUAGAGAUGCAAUGAUAGUUAUGUGCUUAUCUAACUUGAACAUUAGAGGGGAAGACUGAAAGAGAAAGAUAGGAGGAACCACAAUGUUUCUUCAUUUCUCUGCAUGGGUUGGUUGGGAGAAUGAAACAGCUAGAGAAGGACCAGAAAAUGUAAGGCAAUAGUGCCUGCUAUCAAACUAGCUGUCACUUUUUUUUUCUUUCUUUUUCUUAAUUCCUUUUUUUUUUUUUUUUUUUUUAAGCAGAUGGUUGAAACACCCAUGCUAUCUGUUCCUAUCUGCGGGAACUGAUGUGUGCAUAUUUAGCAUCCCUGGAAAUCAUAAUAAAGUUUCCAUUAGAAUAAAAGAAUAACAUUUUCUCUAACAUAUGAUAGUGUCUGAAAUUGAGAAUCCAGUCUCUUUCCCCAACAGUUUCUGUCCUGGAAAGUAAGAAUGGCCAACUCAACCUUCAUAAUUUAAAAAUCUCCAUCAAAGUUAUAACUAGUAAUUAUGUUUCGAAGCCUUUUUGGUUGUUUUCAUUUUGUUUUGCUCUGACCAAUUCCUUUAUAUUUGCUCCCCAAUUUUUGGCUUUAAUUUCUAAUUGCAAAGAUGUUUAUAUCAAAGCUUCUUCACAGAAUUUAAGAAAUAUUUUAAUAUAGUGAAAUGGCCACUACUUUAAAUAUACGAUCUUUAAAAUAAGAAAGGGAGGCUAAUAUUUUUAUUUUAGCUCUCAUUUUUCAUGCUAUCAUAUUAUCUUCACCCUCAUCCUUUACAUUUUUCAACAUUUUUUUCUCCAUAAAUGACACUACUUGAUAUGCCAUUGGUUGUCUGAAGAGUAGAAGGGAAACUGAGAGACAGUUCUGUGUGAUUCAAGAAAACUACUGAUACUUUCAGGGUUGGUCCGAUGAGAGAAUCUAUUGAACUGGAAGAAACACACUGGAUUGGGUAUGUCUACCUGGCAGAUACUCAGAAAUGUAGUUUGCACUUAAGCUGUAAUUUUAUUUGUUCUUUUUCUGAACUCCAUUUUGGAUUUUGAAUCAAGCAAUAUGGAAGCAACCAGCAAAUUAACUAAUUUAAGUACAUUUUCUUUUAAAAAAAGAGCUAAGAUAAAGACUGUGGAAACGCCAAACCAAGCAAAUUAGGAACCUUGCAAUGGUAUCCAGGGACUAUGAUGAGAGGCCAGCACAUUAUCUUCAUAUAUCACCUUUGCUACGCAAGGAAAUUUGUUCAGUUCGUAUACUUCAUAAGAAGGAAUGCGAGUAAGGAUUGGCUUGAAUUCCAUGGAAUUUCUAGUAUGAGACUCUAUUUAUAUGAAGUAGAAGGUAACUCUUUGCACAUAAAUUGGUAUAAUAAAAAGAAAAACACAAAUAUUCUAAGCUUAUGGAUAGGUCCUUGGGUCAAAAGUUGUAAAUAUAUGUGAAAAAUCUUCUC
Molecule: messenger RNA, 5484 nt
Organism: Piliocolobus tephrosceles (Ugandan red Colobus)
Lineage: Eukaryota; Metazoa; Chordata; Mammalia; Primates; Cercopithecidae
Gene: ERBB4
Product: erb-b2 receptor tyrosine kinase 4
Exons: 28
Coding region: 34-3960 (1308 amino acids)
Biological process (GO): protein phosphorylation; neurogenesis; negative regulation of apoptotic process
Cellular component (GO): signaling receptor complex; plasma membrane; basal plasma membrane
Molecular function (GO): epidermal growth factor receptor binding; ATP binding; transmembrane receptor protein tyrosine kinase activity
Source: RefSeq, a predicted model, not a curated record